This is a messenger RNA of Eimeria maxima, 639 nucleotides long. RefSeq lists its product as hypothetical. The annotation marks the transcript as partial. The transcript is spliced from 4 exons. The record is from RefSeq and is a predicted model, not a curated record. Lineage: Eukaryota; Apicomplexa; Conoidasida; Eucoccidiorida; Eimeriidae.
ACGCAAUGGGUUCAAUUAUGUGAAUAUUAUAAUGAUGCUGUAAAUACAAACAUUGAUCCUUCUGUAGGAAUUUCUCUACAAGAUUUAGCUAAAAUUUAUAGUCUACAAUCAGGUGAUUUAGAUAGAGAUUAUGAGUUAUUAUAUCCAACAUUACGUCAAGGAGAAGGAGAAGAAAUAGAUAUUGAGGAAUUAGAUCGUUUAUCUGAUGAAAGUUUAGAGAUAUCUGCUAAUGAGCAAUCAGAUCUUGAGGAAAGUACAGAGGAUGAUGAUGAUGAUCUACCUAAUGAAGCAGAUGACGAAGGAGACGAUCAGAAGGCAUUAGCAAAUACAGAAGAAGAUAGGAUUGAGUACGAAUUAAAAACAAAAUUAAAUGCAAGAAAAUUACAAUUUAUUUAUAAUUAUGUUACCCAAGAACACAGAGGACCAGCUGUAGAUGAAUUGAUAUCAUCUGUCCCUUUUUUAGCAGCAAAGACAUUGGAGACACAUUUGUUAUUAUUGUCUCCUGUCUUUGGUAAGGAAGCACCAUUAGGUCUUACCUCCUCUAGUCUCCGUUUAUCUAGAGGUACUUCCUCUAUUGCUGCAUCCUCUUCUUCUUCUCCUACUUCCUUUACAGGAGAGGAGACAGAUAAGACAAAAAAA